Molecule: messenger RNA, 8481 nt
Organism: Seriola aureovittata
Lineage: Eukaryota; Metazoa; Chordata; Actinopteri; Carangiformes; Carangidae
Product: phospholipid-transporting ATPase IC-like
Exons: 23
Coding region: 1-3111 (1036 amino acids)
Biological process (GO): phospholipid translocation; Golgi organization
Cellular component (GO): plasma membrane
Molecular function (GO): magnesium ion binding; ATP binding; ATP hydrolysis activity
Source: RefSeq, a predicted model, not a curated record
AUGAAUUUCAACGGGGCACAGUGGAAGGACCUGUGUGUGGGAGACGUACUACGGAUCCACAAAGACCAAGUCAUCCCUGCUGAUCUUCUCCUCCUGUGCAGUUCAGAGCCUCACAGUUUGUGUUAUGUGGAGACAGCGGACAUCGAUGGAGAGACCAACCUCAAGUAUCGGCAGGCUCUCAGUGUUACACAUGCUGAGCUGACCUCUCACCCCUCAGAGGAGACCCUCGCUGCCUUUGAUGGUGUUGUGCUCUGUGAGGAACCCAACAAUCGCCUGUACACCUUCAGAGGCCAGCUGCACUGGAGAGGAGAGAGUCAUCUGCUGGACAACGAGCACAUCCUCCUGAGGGGAACAGUCCUACGCAACACAGAGUUUGCUUAUGGCUUGACCUUAUACACUGGCGUGGACACUAAGAUCCUGAGGAACUGCGGGAAACUGAGAGUGAAGACGACGCGAACGGAAAAAGUUUUCAACAGAGUGGUGAUCGGGAUUUUGGAUCUCCAGAUAGUCCUGUCCGUGCUGCUGACAGCUCUGCUUCUUGCCAUCGGCAGCGGCGUGUUUUCGAGUCAGGUCAUGAGCCAGACAGGGGUUCUGUCAGCUCUUGUGGUUAACGGCAAUCCAGUCUACACCGGGUUCCUCAUCUUCUGGAGCUACAUCAUCUUGCUCAGCCCGGCCAUGCCAAUAGCCCUCUACAUCUCGUUUGAGGUGAUCCACACGAUCCAUAGCCUGUUUAUUGGCUGGGAUAUAGAGAUGUAUUGGCAGCAGGCAGACAGACCGGCCCAGGCCAGGAAUACCUCAUUGACUGAGGAGCUUGGCCAAGUGGGAUACCUGCUGAGUGACAAAACUGGGACACUAACUCAGAACCGUUUGCUCUUCAGACAGUGCUGCAUCGCUGGGGAGAUCUAUGGUGAUGCAUCAGUCAGGGCAGAGGACGUGGAGCCCAUGGACUUAAGCUGGAAUAUGUUCUCCUGCGGUGGUCUGUUCAUGUCGGCUCCCAGCCUGGUGGAGAAACUCAGAGGACAGCAGUGUCCGUUCAGCAGACAUUUCCUCAGAGCACUCUCUUUGUGUCACACUGUCAUGGCAGAGUGGAAGGAAGAGGCUCCAGUUUACCAGGCUGCAUCCCCAGAUGAGGAGGCUCUUGUUGGUGCAGCCAGGGAGCUGGGCUGGGUCUUCCUGACAAGGACAAGAGACUUCAUCAUCGUCUCUGAGCUGGGUGUUACGCGACAAUAUCAGCUACUGGCACUGCUUGACUUUACCAGCAAGAGGAGACGCAUGUCUGUAUUGGUUCGGGAGCCAGAGGGUGGGUUAAAGCUGUACUGUAAAGGGGCGGACAUAGUGAUCCUGGAGAGACUGCAGAGGGACUGUGCAUAUCAGGAAAGGACAGAAAGAUCCCUUGAGCUGUUUGCUCAGGCUUGUCUGAGGACUUUGUGUGUUGCGGUUCGAUCUGUCCCUGAGGCAUCAUGGGAGCAGUGGAGUAAAACUCUGGCCCAGUCUGCUGCCAUGGCGACCUGUGACCGUGAUGCACUGCUGGAAAAGUUAUAUGACCAGAUGGAGAGAGAGCUGCAGCUUCUGGGGGUGACGGCUAUAGAGGACAGGCUUCAGGAGGGCGUUCCUGAGACUAUUUCUCUGCUUCAACAGGCUGGGCUUAAAGUAUGGGUACUGACUGGGGACAAAAAAGAGACUGCAGUGAAUAUUGGAUAUUCUUGCAAACUACUGGAUCCUGAUACCAGAUUACUGGAAUGGCAGGAGCUGAGACAGAUACUCCAGGCCCCAGACCCAGGGGUCAGUUUCUUCAAGGCCAGACAGACAGAGCUGUGGGCGGUAGACAUGGAGACGGCUAGAGCAAAGACUGCUGUGGUCCUCACUGGACCUGAGCUGGAAGAGUUUGAUCAGAGACCAGAAUGGGGCGCCACGUUCAUGAGCCUGGCAGAGCAGUGUCAGUCGGUGCUGUGCUGCCGUGUAACACCCGGACAGAAGGCUGACAUCGUCACGUUGGUCAGAAAGCACACCAGCUCAGUCACCAUGUCCAUCGGGGACGGUGCCAAUGAUGUAAACAUGAUCAAGACGGCUCAUGUUGGUGUUGGAGUGGCAGGAGUGGAAGGAGGUCAGGCAGUGCAGAAUGCAGACUUUGCAUUGUCCCAGUUCAGGUUUCUGCAGAGGCUGCUACUGAUCCACGGGCGCUGGUCAUACAGGCGCAUUUCCCUCUUUCUGCGCUACUUCCUGUUUAAGACCUGUGGCUUUGCUCUGGUGCACAUAUGGUUUAGUUUCUUCAAUGGCUUCAGUGCUCAGUCUAUGUAUGAGACAUGGUUCAUCGCUUUCUACACAGUCUUCUACACAGCGUCCCCUGUUAUUUGUUUUGCCUUCUUUGAACAGGAUGUGUGUGCAGAAAGCAGCCUGAAGGGGCCGGAGCUGUACAAGUCUGGACAGAGACAGGAGCUCUCCAGCCCUCUGAUGCUUUCCUUGUCGCUCCUGUAUGCUGUCUACACUUCGCUCGUUCUCUUCUUCAUCCCGUUAGGAGUUUUCUACAACACAGCUUUUGACCUCCAGACAAUGGCAGUCACUGUCUCCAUGGCCGCCACAUUUAUUGCCACAAUUGAGAUUAUGCUGCUGACCAGAUACUGGACGAAGUUCAAUAUCGCAGCUGUGUGUGUCUCUCUGCUGCUGUUCUUCAUCUUUACAAGGAUCACCCACAACAACCGCCUGUUUCAGAGAUCACCCAGCGACUACAACUUUAUUGGCGUGUCUGAUAAGGCCUUCAUCGAUCCAGUUGUGUGGCUCACAGCUCUGCUCACAGCCUGGACAGCCGUUUUGCCCUCAGUGACCACUCAUGCCCUCAAUGUCAUCCUCACCGUCCAUGACAAACACAAGGUCCACUGCGUGUCCCAGCAAACCGUGGAGCUGAGGUCAAAGUUCAGAAGAGGGACGUGUGUCCGCCGUUCCUCUUAUGCCCUCUCUCAGGGAGCCGGGGCCGGACGUCUGAUCACCUCUGGGACCUGCAUCCGCAGCACAGCACCGCCGGUGGAUGAGAAGGUGACUGCGAGUAAUAACCCCCUUGACUUACAGGGCCAAAUUCACAUGAAGUACAAUAAUAAAAACCUGAAUGGCACAUGACGGAGUUUUUAAUGGGAAAAUGUGUGAAUAUAUAGAUCAUUUCUGCAACACAGAAUCAAAAAGGCAACUUGUUAUAUUUUCUGUAUUUUUUCUGUUUUUGCAUUUCUUAGUGGAGCCAGUACAUUGUAUGGCUACUAUUUUCCAAUUAAAGAAAAUAAUGUAAUAUACAAAAUAUAUUAUGUACCAUAAAUCUAGUUUAUUACUUUUACAUAGACAGUUUACCUCCGUAUAAACAUCUCUCCUCUUUGUUGUAUAAGACUGUUGUGGUAAAAAAUCAAAUUUCUAUCUGCUGGGGUCACAGGGGGAUUCCCUUUAAAGAUCAAACCAAACACAAUAAACUGACAGCACCGCUUUGUUUUACAAUUGUUUUAUUUGUUAAUUUAUUUCAAAACACGCAAUUUUACCCAUAUUAUCCUUUUAAGUUUUUAUUUUUCUGUAACAGUUAUUACUCAGAUUUUUUUCCUUCUCAAAAGUCUCAACUAGAGUGAAACUAAAAGUCCUCCACAGGCUCUCCGGCUUCUGCAGUGGGAGGAGGGAAAAGAGGUUUUCUGACCAGACGCCGUGAGUGGGUUUAUCUCUCGUGUGGGUGUGGGUGGCGGUGUGUGAGCGUGUGUGUCAGAUUAUGUGUAUGUUAUAUGUGUGUUUAAGUGCAAUAGGUGGAAUGUCCACAUGGCCGGUGAAUCACAGGACCCGUAGAGCAGCCCGGAGAGCUAAACAUUGUCUUCUAGGUUUGGUAGCCAGAUUGUCAUACCUCUGAUUUCAUCUUUGGUUUCAGCGAACACUCUCAAAAGGCAGACUCACCCUCUCCAGCAUGUGCCUGUGUCUGUUUGUGUGUCUGUCUGUCUGUCCGAGUGCAAUAUAAGCCACCAUCUCCAGACGACUUUGUAAACUUAAGUACAAUGUAAGAGUCUUUGCAUUGAUUGUGGCCCUUCCUUGGCUCUGGGGACAAAGACAGUCAAACAUUGUAGAACAAUGGAGCCAUGAACGGGGAGGAUCAGCUUGCAAACGUCAACAUGGACUCCAUUUUGAUGUCAGUGGCAGUUUGGGGCGUUCAUGUAAAGCAGUACGACAUCAGUCUAGUGAAACAUGGGCUGCUGUAGUGCUCCCCAUUCCCCAGCCACUCUCGACUGUACCCUGAGUGACUGGGGUUUCUGUGCCUGCGCUGGGCUUAUGGGGGGGGGGGGGGGCAGGGGAAGGGGUCAUGGAGGUUAAAAUAUGAGUGUCUAAAGGUCGAGGGGAAGUGUGGGGGUUGAGGGUUGUACACUCUGACCCAGCAGCAACGAUUAAGAUUGGGGGGGUCAGGUGUUUGCAUAGUUCUCUGUGCAAAAGCCACCAACCGGAGCCAUUUUUAUUCCUCGCGGCUGGUUACAUCAUCAUUAGAUUAGCAGGAAAUCAUGGCAGGUGAUGGGAAAUAUGGUCUUUGCACCACAGCUCUUUUUCUUUUUGGUACUCCUGCAUUGCACUACGAGUGGCAGGAGGGUGAAAAGUGACAGGGGAUGAGGAGGGAGUGAAUUUAAAAGGUCUAAUGAGUUUUAUUUUCGGAGUGUCAUGUAUCACAUCGAGCUUGAACUUUGCAGUCAGAUCUGGCUGUGAUGGAGUGGAAGAUGGAUGUGUCGGAGUGACGGGUGGCGGGGCGGGGCAGUCAUUUGGCAGUCGGGCACUACAGCGCGUCACAAUUCAGACAACCUCUUUUCCCUUGAUUUUGUUCUAACAUCCUGCUCUUCCUCCUUCCCACUGGCCUGCACCUCUCUCUACCUUUUUUCUUGUUUUGAAACUGAUUGUCUUCUACCAUCACAAAGACACUUGGUUCUGAUUGAUUAACAGGUAACAGAAGAGGGAGAGCACAGUGUGACUGGGGGUGUCUACAUCAGCCCCACUGGCAACCUAUUUGAUCCCACAGUGAAACGACACACACACAUGCUGUUUGACAGCAAACGCUGACGACAUUUCUGGUGGGAUGAUCAGUUGCCAAGUGUUACUGUGGUUGGUUGGUCGGUCAGUCAGUAAGAAAUGGUUUCAAAUCUUCGCAUGACAAAUAUUGCAACCCAUAGUAAAGGAACAUAAAAAAGAAAACACUUUGUCUUCCACGUAGGUACAAAUGAACACACAUACACAGAUUGAAGAAAAGCAUGUAGACAAACAUACAGGUAUAUUCAAGGCCGCUCGGGCCUGUGUGUGUCCCUCUGAUUAACUCCAAGUAAACAGCCUGUCUUUGGAAAAGCAAGACACACAUUUCAGGACCCGAGUGAGGACCACAAGCUGAGGAAUGAAGAUUGAAUGCUAUUGAUUGGGAGGAGAGGAGUUUGACCUCCCCCAGCACACACUGCCCCCUACUGUCUGGAUUUAUAUACAUCAAAGAAACAUGGGGAAAGGGGAAGGGUUGCAACAACACAUGCACACAACCAGUGAAUCCAACAGUGACGGAAAAUCUAAAAACAAGGACCCUUCCAACGCCUAAACCCAAAUCCUCCCGCCUUUUUUUGUUUUGUUUUGAUAACCAAAAUAUCCCCCACCCUUUCUCCACCCACUCCCAAGUCUUUCCAUCCUCCUCCUCCUCUCCCCACAAAAUCACAGGUCAUUCCUGUUGGUUUCUAUACAGUUAUACAAUAUCCAUGCACAAAAGAAAAAAGCGCACCUUCUUUUCAAUAGGAGGUGCUGGUCUUUAAUAUUCUAAGAACAUCAGGAGCACUUGAACACACCCAGGAACCUUCGAAAGUAACUGUGAAAUUGUUUUUUUUUUUUUCAGAGAAAAGACAACUUAAAGGCAGAAGAAAGCUAACAAUGAGUAAAAGGUUAUUCCUCCUUUGGUUUAACAUCAAAUUUUUUGGUUUAAAAUUCAGCCCAAAUCAUAUUUUUGUCAUUUCUUUUUCUUUUCUUUUUUUUUUUUUUUUUUUCCUUUAAAUGUACCUGCCUAUGAAAGAGCUUUGAACUAAACAUCUAAAGUGAGUAGCUCUUGCCCCUCUCUCUCUAUUCUAGCCUUCUCUUCUGUCUCUUCUUUUCUCAUGUUACCCUCCACAGAAACAUUCACAAUGUCUUUUCCUUUAUGAAAACAGUAAGUACAUGCCGUAGCAAAAACAAACAAAGAGAACGUACGAGAAAAAUGAGCAAACAAAUAAAAGGAAUUUAACAGUAUAAAGCUUCAAGUCACAAGUUCCAAAACUAACUAUCAUAGUAUCAUAGUUUCAUAAUCAUUGUUAUCAUUAUCAGUAUUAUUUUCAGUUUAAAUUACAUAAAGUUUACAUGAAAGGUUUUUGAGGUAUUUCAGAAUUAAUUGUCAACACACGCCUACCGAGUCUUAGCACUAGCCAGGGGGAGAGGUCGACUGGACAGACAAGGUGGAGGGAGGAGAGAUUUUUGUGUCUAUAAACUGUCAGUGAGUCUUCCACACUUCUCUAGUGCAGCCUCUGUGCUUGCACGCAGUGGAGAGAGAGAGAGAGAGAGAGAUAGAGAGACAUUUAGUGGUAAGAUUUCAUAACUACAGCCCUCCGAGCGCUUAGAGCCUCUGCCUUUUUACUUCCCUCUUUCUCUGUUACACAAAAAUAUCUCUGAUGUGAGAGAGGUAAAGUGGCUGAGAGUAGAAGCGCACGGGGCAGAGGAAAAAAAAAAAAAGAAGAAACACAAAAAUGCUGUGAGCUACUAGAAGAAGAUCAACGAUACAGAAACAAAGACUGACAGAUUAAAGAGUAACAUAUAAUUUUGUUUCAAAUAAAUAGUGUAUAGAAAAUGUUUUAUAGACUUUCUACAUGAUAAAGUGCUUGUAUUCUAGUGUAUCAAGAUGGAAAGUCAAUAUGGGAGAAAAUGCUGACACAGCCCCCACUCUGCGUCCCUCUCUUUGGCCCCCCUUUCUGUCCAUCCAAUUAUGGGUGCAUUGUCUGUGUGAGUGCAUGUUUGUAAAUGGGUGUGCAGCUUUAUGCAUUCACCCUCCUGGCUGUGUGUGUUUGUGUGUGUGUGUGUGUGUGUGUGUGUGUGUGUGUGUGUGUGUGUGUGUGUGUGUGUGUGUGUGUGUGUGUGUGUGUGUGUGUGUGUGUGUGUGUGUGUGUGUGUGUAUGUGUGUGUAUGUGUGUGUAUGUGUGUGUGUGUCCAGUGCAGUCCCACCCGUGGUUGAAGGGAAAAGGCACUCAACUCUGUCUGCAAGGCAGCCACCUCCUCCUAUGUGGCACGAUGCAGUCUGACUGCGCUGUUAGUACGAACAUGUUUGUAUGUAUGUAUGUGUUUGUGUGUUUGUAUGUAUGUGUGUGUCUGUCUGUCUGUAACAGUUCUGGGCAAAGAGGGGGGUUCUUUUUUUUUUUUCUAUUUUCUUUUUGUCCCCCUAGGCAGUUUGGGACCGGUAGGCUGCAGUAUCUUUGGUAUUAGUGGCGGUUUCACAAACCACUCAGCUUAGUGAGGUAGCCACAUUGGUUCUCACUACAAACAAAUGCCAUUUUGUCAGCCUAAUACCUAGAGCUGAAUCUAGCUAUUUACCUAUGCUCACUGAACUGUAUACCACAAAUCAAUUUUAGCUCUUCUUCCUUUGGCGACCUUAACUCACUGCUUACAGCAACGUGAAGUUAGUCGGUACCUCCCGAUCAACUCCUCGACAAUGACCAUCUCUUAUCUAAUCUGCACCGCUAAUCUAACUACAUUGUUGGAAAUGCUACAGUUGCAUCUUAAGACCAUACAGAUAACUAUUGAGUCCCGAGCUUUAACCCCCACCCACCCUCCAAUGAAACACACUGAAUCAGCCAGGACGUUUGGAGGUCAUUGUUUUGUCCCCCUCCGUUUUACCCCAUUCUUGGGGCUCAGCUUAAAGGGGGCUGAGAGUACCACAGUUCUGACAUGAAAUGCCAAAAGAGAGAAAGCGUCCAUCAUUUAUUCUUCUCUUCAGCAGCUCCCUGUUUUUCUUUUUUUUUCCUCUUUCUCAUGGUAAAUGUCUCCUCCGAGUCUAUAUUCACAUAGAAUGCAAAAAAAAAUACGUCCUUCAUUGGCAUCGGUCCUUGCAUCCCUCUUUUUUUUCCUUUUAAAAAGUCCUUCCUUUUUUGUUUUUGAUUUAUCAACAAGGUGCCUUACUUACGCACAACAGAGCACAAUAGUAACAAGAAAUAGAAACUUUGUGUCUAUGGUACUAAUUGAAUACCCGCAUCAAUAUAGAGAGGAAGAGAGAAAGAGAGGGGGGCAAUGGGGUUAGAGGGAAGAGGAGGUAGAGAACCAAAGAUAGAAUGAGAGAUUUUUUUCUUCUGCUUCAAAAUGUGUCCAGUUAUGUGUUGGAGACAUUUUCUUUUUGUUUGUAACACAUACUGUGUGUGUGUGUGUGUGUGUGUGUGUGUGUGUGUGUGUGUGUGUGUGUGUGUGUGUGUGUGUGUGUGUGUGUGUGUGUGUGUGUGUGUGUGUGUG